AUGGACAGUAUUGGUAAAUAUGCCGACGGUGAGAUGGUACGACUCGCCUCGUUGGGUAACGGUCACGCCAAGACUACGUUUCUGAGACGAGAAUACGAGCUAGAGAGACAGCUUGUGGACGUGGGCACCUGGAUUGAGCAUAUGCGCGAUUAUUGGCAUUAUUCAAUCUACGCCAGUGUUAUCUAUGUCGUAGUCAUAUUUACUAUACAACGUUAUAUGAGAGAUCGACCCAAGUUUCAUCUUCGACGACCGUUGGUGGCGUGGAAUUUAGCGCUCGCAAUAUUCAGCAUAAUCGGCGCUGUACGAAGCACCACAAUGCUCUAUCUAAUCGUGAAAGAAGACGGCCUAUAUCGAUCCGUGUGUGACCAUACGUAUUACUUACCGGGUGUCGUGUCGGCGUUUAAGUUCUGGGGUGUUGUGUUUGUGCAUUCUAAGUAUUUCGAAUUGAUUGAUACACUGUUCGUAGUUUUACGAAAACAGAAAUUAAUAUUUUUACAUUGGUAUCAUCACGCCACUGUUUUGAUUUACUGCUGUCUAUGUCAUUGCGAACUUGCCUCAUCCGCCUACUGGUUUUUGACAAUGAAUUUCAUAGUCCACGCAUUUAUGUACCUGUAUUACGCCAUCAGAUCGACUGGUUAUCGUCUGCCGGUGAAUAUUCAGAUCUCUAUAACCAUUAUGCAAAUUAGCCAGAUGAUCUUCGGUUGUGGUGUUCUUAUCUACGCAUGCGUGAUGAAAAUGGCGGGAAUUCGAUGUGACGUCAGCAAUCUCAACCUCACGUGUGGUGGAAUUAUGUACCUAAGUUAUUUUAUGCUAUUCGCACAUUUCUUCUACAAAACGUAUUUCGGCAAAGUUUCGCACUCUCUGGCAAAAUCCUAUAAAACAGAGUAA
This is a messenger RNA of Saccoglossus kowalevskii, 888 nucleotides long. Its product is annotated as very long chain fatty acid elongase 6 pseudogene. The record is from RefSeq and is a predicted model, not a curated record. NCBI's taxonomy places the organism in Eukaryota, Metazoa, Hemichordata, Enteropneusta, Harrimaniidae.